ACUCUCGUUCAGGAUAUGUGGCUGAGUGAUAUGACCAGCAGUUACAUGUACACAUGUAUAACGUUAGACAGCACCUUGCCUUGUAUACAUGAUCUACUUCUCUCUCCCCCACCAUGGCGUACUGCUCAGUCAGUGACUUCUACGCCGGCAAGACGUUGAUGAUCACCGGUGCCACUGGCUUCAUUGGUAAGGUACUGUUAGAGAAACUCCUUCGGUGUUGCCCAGACAUCAAGAAGAUAUUCCUCCUUGUCAGAACAAAGAAGGACAAGGGACCAUCCGCUCGUAUCAAAGAGAUCACUUCUAGCAUGAUGUUUGACAAAGUCAGGGAAGCGCAGCCAGACUUCCAGUCAAAACUUAUCCCCAUCGAGUCCGACCUCAUAGAACCUGACCUUGCCUUAAAAGAAGAAGACAUCAGAACUCUUCAGGAGGAGACAGAGCUUGUGUUUCACGUUGCAGCUACUGUCAGAUUUGAUGAAAAAAUGUUACUCUCUCUCCGAAUGAACGUGUUUGCCACCAGAAAGAUCUUGCAAAUGAGCAAAAGAAUGAAUAAAUUAUUGGUCUUUCAUCAUGUUUCAACAGCGUAUAGCAACUGUGACCAAUCCACAAUAGAAGAGAUUGUUUACCCCCCUCCCAUUGACCCAUACAAGAUCUUGGACGCUGCAGAAUGGAUGUCAGAAGACAUGAUGGAGGCAUUAACCCCCAUGCUGCUGGGCAAGAGACCAAACACAUACACCUUCACCAAGGCUCUGGCAGAGUACGUCGUCAAAGAAGAGGGUAAGGGGUUGCCAAUUUGCAUCACAAGGCCGUCCAUCGUUAUAGGCUCAUGGAAAGAGCCAUAUCCUGGAUGGGUUGAUUCGAUAUUUGGUGGAACUGGAUUGGUUGUUGCAGUUGGUAAGGGUUUGGUAAGUACAGUGCUCAGUGACCCAGAGGCCCUCGUUGAUGCCUCCCCCGUUGAUUUUGUAGCGAACGCAAUGAUCGGUGCAACUUGGUAUACAGGGGUCAAUAAACCUGCCACCAUCUCAGUCUAUAACUUGGUCACCGGUCCUGUUAAUCCAAGCAAAGUGGGAUCACAUGUAGGAAUUGUCGCCGAUCUACUCAACAUUUUUCCCCUAGACAAGGCAUUUGGACGUCCAAGAUAUUAUUUCACUAAAUAUGAGAUUGUAUUUGAAUGCAUGAACAUGAUAAAUGGGAAGAUACCAGCUUUUUUCAUUGAUAGUGCACUGAAGCUAAUGGGACAGAAACCUACGAUGGUGAAAAUAAACCAAAGAAUUGUAAGGAUGGUUUAUGCUCUGAGGUUCUUCCUCAUGCACACUUGGUCCUUUGGCUACAAGAAUGUAGAAGCUCUCACGACUUCAAUGAGCAAGGAAGACAGAGAGGUAUUUUUCACUGAUGUGAGACCACUACAUUGGCCAUCAUACUUCCAUGACUACGUUCUUGGAACAAGGAGAUUCCUCAUGAAGGAAGAUCUGGAAAAUCUCCCUGCUGCACGCAGGCAUCUUAAAAUGUUGCGCAACCUCCGAUGGACCUUCAAUACCGUCCUCGCUGUAAUCAUCUGGCGUAUCCUCAUGACCCGGUCAAAGGUCGCCCGGAACUUACAGGAAUCCAUUAUCAGCAUUUUCUUCAGGUUCCUUCGAUAUUGUCGCAUGCUUACCUUCUCCAUGGCAUUAGUGAUCGCAAUAUUCAAAUGCUCAUAACUUUCUCAUUAUUGGUCCAAUUUUCUCAAACUUUCGUUGAUCUGUUUCUUUGAUUUUUCUGUUUUCACACAAGAUUUCUUGUUCUAAAUGUUUUAUUUUCCUUUAAGUAUUUAGGUUCAUACAUAUGCAACUCAAGAAAAGACUUUCUAUCUAGGUAAGCUAACAUGGAAUACAUGUAAUAAGCUGCAUUUGAUAUGGGAAUCAAAUAUUUCUAUGUCAUCAAACCUCUCCCUGUUUAGGGCAUGUGUAAAAAGUAUCCUGUUGUAUGGUUUAGAAACAUGGACAAUCAAGAAGUCAUUAAAGAUAGACUUUUAGGCACAUAUUCUCGACUUUUAAUGAGGGUACAAAAUAUAAGUUGGAGAGAUCACAUAACAAAAUUUAUGGAGAUCUUCCACUUAUCUGCACCAUGGUAAUUUAACGUAGUAUGAAAUUUGCUUGUCACUGUUUCCGUAGUGAGAAGGAAGUUAUUUCUGAUGUACUUUUGUUGUGCCUCCCUCAUAAAACGAGAGAACGGAGACCUUUAAAUGUUGUUGAUUACAAUUGUAGGGAUACAAAUAAUUUGUUACAUGACUUACCAAAUCCUGUCAGAUCGCAAAGCCUGGCAUACCAUUGUUGAUUCAUUCUCGGAUGUGUCUGAUUUGUAGUGUUGUGUAAUAUUUUAGAUUAUUUCUCAAUGCUCAUCACAAGAUGAAUUUAAUUUACAAUCAUAUUAAUUGAAUUGAACUUUAUUGUUCGUUACAGGUUAUUUGCCUUUUACUGGUGCAUUACAACUCAAAUAUUUACAAAUUACAUAUAUGAACAUGAGGAUAAAAAAUGAGAUGACUAGUACUAUAAUUCAUUACACUGGCAUUCGAUAGCUGUUUUCUGCAAAAGAAAUCUAUUUUUUUUAAUUAUCUUAAUAAUUAGACAGUUUAAAGACCUUUUUAUUAUAGUGUACAUGUUUAGUUAUAUAUUUCUUUAUUUAUGGAUUUUUGGUGAUGUCUUUCUUGCUUUCUGUAGCUCAUUGGAUAUGUUCUUAACGCAGUUGUAUUGUGACAUGCUGCAUUUGUAUCUUUUAUAUUCUCUUCUGAAGUAAAUGAAGAUUACGUGAGAACAUGUUGUUACGAGUGUGUUUAGAAAAUAUAUUACACUGCAGCAAAAAGAAAGAAAAAGAUCCUUGACAAGACUGAUAUUUUAACCGAUGUUCAAUUUAUUAUGAUCUCUUGCCUUAUUCUCUGCACAAUGCAGAUGAGCUGCUAUAGAAAGUUUUUGUAUGUGUCGUUCCUGUUAUUCAGAACAGUGAGCAGUAUUUGAUUGAGUAAACUCUUUUAUAAUUGAGAUAUUGAAAAAUAUGUCUCAUUUUAUGUGAAACUUUCAAUUUUGUUGUCUUUACAUGGACAUCAUCUCAGGUAAGACAAUGAUGUCAGAGAUAUAUUACUAGCGGCCGUAUUCUGAAGUCGAGUUUAAUUUGAACUCUGGUUUUAAGUUGUGGUUUAACUAUGGAAAGCCAGUUGUUACAUAAAUCUAUAACAGUAGAGUUUCAAUGCAUCAGCUCAUUUGACUCCCAAUACAUUAUUAACUGCCUGGGAAGGAUAAGUAUGACAGAUGUCUUCACCAUUAAAUAUUUAGUGAAGAGCACAAUUAACAUGAGAAGCAUUCACUGUAAACAAAAUUUUGAAAUGUUUGGCUUCCCAUAAUUUUAGCACAGACUUGGACCAUGGUCUAAGUUAAACCUGACUUCAGAAUACGGGCCAACGUGUUUGAAAAUAUUGCUUUUGGUAUAUAUUUAGAGGUUGAUGCUUUCUGCAAAAAAAACAAACCUUUUUUAAAUGUUGCCUUUGAUAUAUUGCACUGCAGCAAAAAGAAAAAAAUCCUUGAUAGUAUCAAGACUGACAUUUUAACCAUGGUUCAAUUUAUUAUGAUAAGCUGCUAUAAAGUUUUUGUAAAUUUUGGUCCUGUUAGUUUGAACAGUGUGUAGUCCCAAUGUGUAGUAUUUGAUCGAGUAAACAAUAUCAUUGGGAUAUUGAAAAACACGUUUGAGUUCAUGUGAAACUUUCAAUUUUGUUGUUUUUACAUGUACACCAUCUCAGGGAACCCGACUCUGUCAGUGAUAUAUUUUGUAGGUGUUUGACAAUAAUGUUUUUGGUUUAUAUUUAGAGGUUGAUGCUUUCUGCACAAAAUAGACUUUCUAUUUUUUCAAUAUUGUUUUAAUACAGUUUCAUGCUACAUGUAUCAUUGUCUUUCACUACUUCUAAAAUAAAAGAGACAUUUUGGA
Messenger RNA from Lytechinus pictus (painted urchin), 3948 nucleotides. Its product is annotated as fatty acyl-CoA reductase 1-like. The record is from RefSeq and is a predicted model, not a curated record. The transcript is spliced from 15 exons. NCBI's taxonomy places the organism in Eukaryota, Metazoa, Echinodermata, Echinoidea, Temnopleuroida, Toxopneustidae. Gene Ontology annotation, cellular component: peroxisome. Gene Ontology annotation, biological process: long-chain fatty-acyl-CoA metabolic process. Gene Ontology annotation, molecular function: alcohol-forming very long-chain fatty acyl-CoA reductase (NADP+) activity. The coding region runs from base 114 to 1694 and encodes 526 amino acids.